Messenger RNA from Syngnathus typhle (broad-nosed pipefish), 3752 nucleotides. RefSeq names its product integrin beta-3-like. Gene Ontology annotation, molecular function: integrin binding; fibrinogen binding; fibronectin binding. NCBI's taxonomy places the organism in Eukaryota, Metazoa, Chordata, Actinopteri, Syngnathiformes, Syngnathidae. The record is from RefSeq and is a predicted model, not a curated record. Gene Ontology annotation, biological process: cell adhesion mediated by integrin; integrin-mediated signaling pathway; cell migration. The transcript has 15 exons. Gene Ontology annotation, cellular component: cell surface; integrin complex; focal adhesion. Bases 1062 to 3578 code for a protein of 838 amino acids.
AUUAACUCUUAAGUCAACACACAGUGGCGCUCUGUGCAUGUGACCUGAAGAUGAAUCCGAGUUCUUAAGCAACCUUUUUGUCAACUUGCUUGCAUGCAAAUACAAUCCACGUCUUAUAUCCUGAGCAAAGGCUGCAAUUAAACUCCUGAAAGACGUGCGGCCCUGCCAAGACUGAAGCCCCCCCCUUCCUCCUCCCCGAUCUUUCCAACACACGUACAAACACGCAGUGGACCAAAUGUGCAAGCAAAGGAACUCUUACCUCUCCGGGAAUUGAGUAACUGUUUGUGGAAGUUUAAAAAAAAAAAAAAAGGCCAGCCAAUGAUGACAAUUGAGCAAGAGCAAGUUUAAAUACUGGCUUGGGCGUUGGGGGAUAGGAGAGAAUAAAAUCAUAGUAGCGGAACAAUUUGGAUUUUUCUUUUCAUAUAUAAUCUGAAUAGAUUAGAUUAAAAGCAGUUAAAAUGUUGGAAUGUAAUUUGAGCAGAUUAAAAACACGCCGUGCUGUCAUGACAUUCUAAAGAUAAGAUGUGGCGUCCCUCAAGGUUCUAAACACGAGCCCAUGAUAUUGCAUUAGCCUUCGUAUGGAUUACAGAAAAAUAAAAAAAACACGCAGCUAUCUAGCAAAACGUCAGAUAAAUCCCAAUGAAUGAUUACCACUCAUAUUUGACCUCGAGUCAAAACACAGAUAAAUGAAUCUGUUGACCUUCGGCCCUUUGAGACCACAAUGGAAAGGAAGCCGCUUUUUUGGUUUUCCUUUUAUCAUGACAAAGUCAGCAAGGAUUUUCAUAUCAAUACGAAUCCAGAAACCGAGUCAAGCAGGUUUUGGUUAGUUGGUUGGAGUGGAUCAUCCAUUAUGGGUUGGUCAGCUGAUUGUGGUGAGAGGUUAGUUGCUUCUUAUUUACUUAUAUGCAGAUCAAUUUGAAGUAUAAAAAACGAUAUAAGUGAGACUAAAAAGUGCCCAAACCAUUCCAGAGGUUCUACAUUUAGUGGGGUUCUCCUUGUACUUAUUCUUAACGUCCGCUAGAGGGCAGUGUGCACUUGAGCAUCCAUCACAUAGACUCUGAAUGUUGCAUGCCCACCCCUUGUUCCUCCUCAUAGUGGGAGUUGGGGGCGGCUUCAAGACUUUUAGACUUGGAGACAUGAGUGGAAGUUUCUUUUUUUUUUUUUUUCAUUCCUCCUUGCACUCGGCUCUGGGAAGACUCGGCCGAGUGCACGCAUGCAGGAUGGACUUGAUUCCGAUGUGCCUUUGGGUCAUUCUGGGAAUAACCGGAGUCCAUGGUUCAAACGUGUGCACCUCGAGAGGCGCGAGCACGUGUAAGCAGUGCCUGGCCGUGCACCCCAGCUGUGCAUGGUGCGUCCAAGAGGAAUUCGGUCACGGGGAGGCCAGCUCGUCCCGCUGCGACCGCAAAGCCAACCUGGUGGCCGCAGGCUGCGCGACUUCGGCCGUGGAGUCUCCGAACAGCAGAUUGCAAGUGAUCGAGGACCGGCCUCUAACCAAGAAGGCGGCGGGAGCCACGCAGGAUGUGACUCAGAUCAAACCGCAGAGACUCCAUAUUACCCUCAGGCCUGAUGACGCCAAGCGCUUCACGGUGAAGGUGCGUCAGGUUGAAGACUACCCCGUGGACCUCUACUACCUCAUGGACCUCUCCUACUCCAUGAACGACGACCUCUACCGCCUGAGGACGCUUGGCAAGGGCCUGGCCGAGGCCAUGAACCGCACCACCAGCAACCUCCGCAUGGGCUUCGGCGCCUUUGUGGACAAGCCCAUCUCCCCUUACAUGUACAUCUCCCCCAAGGAGGCCGUCAAGAACCCUUGUUACAGCAUCAACACCACCUGCCGGCCCCAGUUCGGCUACAAGCACGUGCUGUCCUUGACGGGUAAAGUGAGCCGCUUCACCGAAGAAGUCAGGAAGCAGAUGGUUUCCAGGAACAGGGACGCUCCCGAGGGAGGCUUCGACGCCAUCCUCCAAGCGGCCGUCUGCAAGGAACAGAUCGGCUGGCGUCCCGGCGCGUCCCACCUCCUCAUCUUCACUUCGGACGCCAAGACUCACGUGGCGCUGGACGGCCGCCUGGCCGGGAUCGUGCAGCCCAACGACGGGCGCUGCCACCUCAACUCGGCCAACAUGUACAGCAUGUCGACUGUCAUGGACUACCCGUCCCUCGCUCUCAUCACCGAGAAGAUGUCGGAGAACAAUAUCAACCUCAUCUUUGCCGUCACCAACCCCGUGGUCUCUUUGUACCAGAACUACAGCGAGCUGAUCGCCGGCACCACAGUGGGAACGCUCUCCAACGACUCUGGCAACGUUAUCCAGCUUAUUUUGAAGGCUUACGCUAAAAUUCGCUCCAAGAUAGAGCUGGAGGUUCUGGGCGUCCCGGAGGAGCUGUCCCUGUCCUUCAACGCCACGUGUUUGAAUGGAGAAGUCAUCCCGGGGCUUAAGUCCUGCUCCGGACUCAAGAUAGGAGACACGGUGUCUUUCAGCGUGGAGGCCCGAGCGCGAGCGUGUCCCAAACAGAAAAAGAAGAAGACCUUCAUCAUCAAACCGGUCGGCUUCAAGGACUCGCUGUCGGUCAGCGUCACCAUCGAAUGCGACUGCAAGUGUCAGAACAAGGCUCAGGCGCGCAGCCCCAAGUGUCACCACGGCAACGGCACCUUCCAGUGCGGCAUCUGCGCCUGCCACCCGGGGCGCCUGGGCCCGCGGUGCGAGUGCGCCGAGGGCGACUACGACCCGGCCGAGCAGGGCCGCUGCACCGAGUCGGGCGCGUCGGGCGUCUGCAGCGGGCGCGGCGACUGCGUGUGCGGCCAGUGCGUUUGCCACAGCAGCGACUUUGGCAAAGUGUGGGGGAAGCUGUGCGAGUGCGAUGACUUCAACUGCCUGCGCUACAAAGGAGAACUCUGCUCUGGCCACGGCGUUUGCAACUGCGGCUUCUGCCAGUGCGCCCCCGACUGGCGGGGGGAGAACUGCAACUGCUCCACCCGGACCGAUACCUGCAUGUCGCACCUGGGAUUGCUGUGCAGUGGGCGGGGCCAGUGCGUAUGCGGCGCCUGCGAGUGCACCCAACCCGGCGCCUACGGGGCCACCUGCGACAAGUGUCCCACCUGUCCUGACGCGUGCACCAUGAAAAAGCAAUGUGUGGAGUGUAAACAUUUCAAAAGAGGCAAGCUGUUCCAGGACAACACCUGCGCUCGCAUUUGUAAGGACGAGAUUGAGCUCAUGGAGGAAUUAGUGCUUCAUGAUACAAACGCGGUGAACUGCACCUACAAGGACGAGAACGACUGUGUGCAGCAGUUCCAGUACUACGAGGACGCCAGCGGAAAGUCCAUCUUGUUUGUCGUCAAGGAGCCAGACUGUCCCGAGGGCCCGGACGUUUUGGUGGUGCUGCUCUCGGUGGCGGGGGCCAUCUUGUUCCUAGGCUUGGCGGCGCUGCUCAUCUGGAAGCUGCUGAUUACCAUUCACGACAGGCGAGAGUUUGCCAAAUUUGAGGAGGAGCGUGCACGGGCCAAGUGGGAGACGGGUCACAAUCCUCUUUAUAAAGGGGCUACAUCCACUUUCACCAACAUCACAUACAGAGGGAAAGACUGAAGCCAGCUGGGAACAUCUCAAGGUUGAACCAAACUUGGGAAGGUACAGAAUCAUGUGCAGGUCUCUACUGUCACAAAGCAAUCAAUCGUAAGACUGAUUGUUAUUUUGUAAAUAUGUACAAAUGACUGUGUGGCUUUGGAUUUGUCACAAAAUAAAUGCUGAGUGUUCAUUUGA